AUGGGUCUCGAAAUUUUGGAGAUCGACGGGUCCACGCCCCACCCUGGCGUUGUGAUUGACGGUUCUGUUGCGUGCCGGGAGACGAAUGGUGGUUGGGUGACGCUGCGGUCCAAAUCCCCCCUUUGUGGGAAUCAGCGACAGUGGGCGAUGAAGGUUAUUGACCAGGGUGAAGGCACCGACGGUUCAGGGCUCAUGAUGGGCCUGCUUCCAAGUCUGAGUUUGCAGCAGGAGGCUUCCAUGGGCAACAAAUACAUUUCUGAGCUGGGUGGAUGGUGUCUUUCACGAGCUGGUGAUUCGUAUGGGUCUUGGAAAUGCGAUAAAAUGCCGUUUUCUACUGGAUGCGUUGUAGAAUUUGAUUGGGACGGUGUAAGUCGAACUCUCUACAUGGUAAGCGGCAAGAGAAAGGCCAUUGGUCAUAUACCAAACGUCUCAGAGACAGACGUUCUAUUUCCUGCAUUUUCCAUGUAUUAUUUGAACCAGAAGUUGUCAUUUGUGUGA
This is a messenger RNA of Trypanosoma cruzi, 498 nucleotides long. RefSeq lists its product as uncharacterized. The record is from RefSeq and is a predicted model, not a curated record. The transcript has a single exon. The coding region runs from base 1 to 498 and encodes 165 amino acids. Lineage: Eukaryota; Euglenozoa; Kinetoplastea; Trypanosomatida; Trypanosomatidae.